AUGGAUGUGAGCGAUUCGGACGUUUCAGCUGAACGAAAUCAAAUUGAAAAAAUGGUACCAGAAUUGGGAUUUGGUUACGAUUGUGAGAAGGAACCGUUCCAGCAAGGUGCUGAGGCGAGACUUUAUCGAUGCACGUUCUUGGGCAAGAGUGCCGUUUUGAAGGAACGUUUCCCAAAAAAAUAUCGGUUAGUUGUUGAAAAUUAUCAUCUUUGGGUUGAACAUUGCACAGCAGGAGGCAAAUGUACUCAAUGUCUGUCUGUUCCAGUAACGAUGGUAACAACUACGUUAACAUAA
Anisakis simplex (herring worm) is the source of this 294-nucleotide messenger RNA. NCBI's taxonomy places the organism in Eukaryota, Metazoa, Nematoda, Chromadorea, Rhabditida, Anisakidae. The record is from the annotation of a GenBank genome assembly.